GAUAACAUUGUUUCGUUUCUAUGUUGGAGCAAACGUAGAUUGAAAUGCGAAGACACAAGUUAUGGCGAGUAUCAAUGCAUUGGUUAACCUGAUCCCCUUAUUGUCAAUAUGCAUCCCGGCAUUUGGAAGUAUUCAAGAUUUGGAGCCCAGUUCCAGUCCGAAUAACGACAGUCAGUGCUAUGGAACGGUAGAACCCAACACGACAUACGUAAAAUGUCGUUCUAAUUACACUCUAGUUCCUAAAUCUCUAACAGUCGGGACGAAGAUGAAGAACUCUACUUGUCUGUCAGUUGUCAGAAACUCGACCGUGUCGUGGAAUGGUACAUAUCAUGACAUUUGUUGUACUUAUAAUGAAUCUAAAGACUGUGUAUUAAACCAUCAGGACGCUAACUACACAAACUUGUGGAAGAAAAUUGGACUAAGCGCUUCUGGAUAUCAAACUGUAACAAUUGAAGUGGCCCAAAUCCCUCUACGUAAUUGUAACGACGGUUAUCUGGAAAAUAGUACCUACAACACUGUGGAAUACUAUUGUAUACCAGAUUCCAGGACGUUUCUCAUUAAUCAUACUUUUGAUAUAAAGAACACGAAAGGAGAAACACUUUAUCUGCAAUCACCGGGUUAUCCCAGGAACGUUACUUCUACUGGUGAUAACAACCACUCUUGUCUCGUAAUCACCAACUGUACACACACUAUUACCGUAUAUGGACUUGAUUAUGCUCUAUCAUAUCAUAUGAGGCUGCAUUUCAAAGAUUUGGUAUCAAAUAGAACUCUAUUAGUGGAAAAUGAUUCAAACAAGUACAAAAUCACAGAAAUAUUCAGCAGCGAUUCUUCAAAAGUUAUGAUCAACAUUCAUGGCGGUGGUGGGCGUUUUCGGAUAGCUCUUACAGCUUCUGGACAAAGUGAUCUGCGUCUUUUGUGCCCAUACUCUGUAGACAAUUUUGAGGUAUACGAUACAAGGACUACAUCAAUCAGUGGAGGAAUGACCACCACUUCCGGAAACACCCACUCAUCAUCAAAUUGCGCAUCAGCAGCUUCAAACGAAUUCACGCAUGGACGUUGUUAUGGUUGGGCAAUGGAUGUGAUGUGUAAUGAUUCUGGUAGAAUAUUUCCUCUUUUAAUAAUGGUUGGAGCAAAACCCGACACGGAUGGGUGUCCAGCAAUAAUGGAUAUAAAUGCAAACUCGACCUACGAAAGAAGUUGCUGUACAUAUGCUAAAGAAGCUUGUUAUUUUCCAUAUAGUAACAUUGAUGCUUCAGUCACGAACAGCUAUUUCAAAAAUUGCAUUGGAAGAUCCUCAUGCACGAGGCCCGUUUCUCGAGUAGACAUCCGAUCGUAUGAUCAAGCAGUGUGUAGUUCUGCUGUAUUUCCUGAUUAUACAACCUUUAUGACACUUCACUAUUACUGUAUAGGAGAAUCAGAAGUUGAGAGCAUUUCAACCUCAUUUUCGAGGAAUCUAAUAUCAACACUGCAUCUGACAGCACAGAAUUAUAGUGACAGCACUCCGACUGGAGUUACUCUGAUCCGGGAUCCGGUGUCCUGCUCCGUGGAAGUAUCAGAAUGUUCUGGAAGAGUUAACAUCACCGGAAUGGAUGUCCGACUAUUCUCAGUGGGUGAUGUGUGUAAACAGACAUUGACAUUCAUCGAGGGUGGUAGAAAUACUACAAUAGACUGUUCCAACAACAGCAACUUUAGUGCAGACAUUUUGUAUCUAAGUAGUAGCAGCUAUUUUACCUUUACCUAUAGUGACGAAUACGGAGAUAUAGGAGGUUAUCUUUGGUUAAAAAUCGAGACUGUUGACAAAAGUCACAGUUUGGACAUUAACUGCGGAAGUACGCAGAACCAAACCACACAGUGUCACUCAGGAAAUGAAACAUCGACAGACGCUCCAUUCCAAUCAACGUCAGCUGCUGGAGAAACUGUCUCCUCCGUCGAUCACGAGCCAAAAGGUACAGAUGCUGCUGUCAUUGCUGUCGCUGUCCUACUCUCCAUCAUCGUUCCUGUUGUUGUCAUAAUAAUAAUAAUUAUCAUCAUUCGUCGACGAUAUCGCCCAAAGUUGAUAAUGGUUAAAGAAUCAACUACAGACAAUCCGGAAUACACUAACAUGCUUCGGUAUGGACGGUUGGGACCCAGGAAACCGAUGAGAAGAAAAAGUGGAGAUGAUCGUCCCAAAAUGAAACCUAGAAAAAAGAAGAACAGAAUACAAAAGGAGAUGCCAUUACUACUUCAUCCCCAGAAGAUAGACGACGGAGAAGAAAAAGAAGAAGAAAGAGGAGAUGAUCGCCUCAAAAUGAAACGUAGAAAAAACAAGAACAGAAUAAAAAAGGAAGGUAAAACUGAAGAAAAUAUAUCAACCAUGACAAAUAGUAUUACUGCAGAAAAUGGUUCUGAUCGAAGAGAUGACAUAUCAGAACGACUAAGUACAGAUCAACAAACAAUCGGUGUCCAAGAGAAUAGAAAAGUGAAUGGACAACAGCUUGUUGAUCCAGCAACUAUAACAGAAAGACAAAAUACAUAUAACACAAACAAUAGUUUUCCCCAUGUUCGGGAUAGUGAUGCAGUUAGAGAAACUGGACAUGCAAGAAACAAUUCAGAUGGAUCUCUUGAAGAAACACAAACCAAUCAAUCUGAGAAAGAAAACACAGACCACGAUACAGAAAUUGAAGAUUUAUUCUCAUCAGCAAUUGCUCAGUCCACUAGUUCACUUGUAUAACGCAGUGUUAUAACUUUGGCUUUAACAGAAUGUUUAUAUUCUAUACAGCGAUUUGACGUUAUGUUGUGGUAUAUUACACAGUGGUUGUUCCCCUAUCUUCAUUCUUUUGCUACGAAAACAUUGCUAUAUGUGAUAUGAAAUUACAAAUUUCUCAUAAUCAUUCAUCUAUAGCGUUUUUAGAGAAUCAAAUCACAAGGAAAGAAAUAUGUUAUUAUGGUAGAUAAUGACUUUUAUGUAACGUGUUGAUUGUGUAUGUUCUAUUGUGUAUAUUUUGGAUAGGUAAAUUAUGGUAAAUAUAUGUUUUGUAUAACAUGUUAAACUUGUUUCUUUCACAUUUGAUGGAUGUUGGGUAUGGAACUUUUUCUGUUUGAGGCCCCCCUUUUGGGAUGCCUUAUAUUGGUAUGUUUUCUUAUCAUCGCUGUCUUGGGUGGAAAUUUCAGACAAACUUAGAUGAUGUAAUGUUUUGUUUUAGGGCCCCGUACUUAGCCUAUUACAUGGAUGACCAAUCACAGCACGCCGUUAGGACGCUUUGAUCAGUCCUCAUUGUUUGCUUGGGGUGCAAAGACUGCUUUAGUCAUUUUGUGUACACAAAAUUAAUUUGAUACCCACCCUCCACCCUCCACAUUCUCCUUUGUAAUACCACUUUGACUGUUUUAUUUGUAAAACCCACCUUAUUUGAUUGCAGGCUGCUCUAUUUCGAAAUUUCAUUUUGUGUUGUAGAGAGUCAGAUUGCAUAAUCAUACCUAUGUGAUAGAUAUGUUCUUGCAUUUUUGUUUUCAACUCAUUCUGACCCCACUAGCUAAUCUUGUUAUAUAACUUCGUCAUUUUAAAAAAGAAUGACAUAUUUUCAAUUCACGUCACUGUCCUGGUUUCACUGCUUUUAUCAAGUAACAAGCAAAGGCUACUUGGCAAGUCAUAUUAAUUAAGGAACAUAAAACCAUUUCUGUUCAUUAUAUAGGAUAUAAAGUAUGCUGGAGCAGUGUACAUUUGUUGAGUUGUUUAUGGAACUUUCAAUCUUCAAAUAAAGAAAUUUUCAUUUAAGGUUA
Ostrea edulis (European flat oyster) is the source of this 3756-nucleotide messenger RNA. RefSeq lists its product as uncharacterized. The transcript is spliced from 14 exons. The record is from RefSeq and is a predicted model, not a curated record. The coding region runs from base 62 to 2710 and encodes 882 amino acids. Lineage: Eukaryota; Metazoa; Mollusca; Bivalvia; Ostreida; Ostreidae.